AUGAUGUUUGGUGGAAAAAGCAUGGGAGGUGGAGGAGGAGGAGGAGGAAGCAUGUUCAGGGCUGUGAGCAGAGCAGCAGUCACAAGAAGUGUUGCUGGUGGCCCACCAAUUCAAGAACCCCUUUCGUCUUCUAAUUCUAAUUCUUCUGCUACUAACACCACCACUACUGCAACUACUUCAACUUCUAGGCACACCCAAAAACCUAGUUCCUCCAAUAACCUCUCUCUCUCUUCACCCACUUCACCUUUUGCUUCAUACAACCUUCCUCUGUCUGCCAAUUCUGGCGUACCCAGCUGGCCUUCUUCUCCUCAUUUUGAUGACAUUGAUUGGGUGACUGUGGAUAAUGGGAGCAGUGAAGAAGAUGAUGAGAGAAGACAUGGAUUUCUUGAGGAUUUUGUUCUUGGGCCUGUUCCUUCCAGGGAUGAAGUUCAAAACGCUGUCUCUGCCCUUCAACAGGUUUUCAGUCCUUCUCAUGCCCAGUUCGUCAGGGAUAAAUAUGCUUCUGAGUUGGAGAGGGAUGUGGCUGAUCAAAUCACAAGUGCCUCAGCUGGUUUGGUGGACAGAGUGUCCUCAGUUGGGUCAGAGUUAGAUUGGAUGGAGCCUUCUGCGUAUCUAUGUAAUUCAAAGAUGUUGCAGCCUCAUGCUUCUGAGAGAGUUUAUGAUGCUUUCCAUUUAUUGCAGACUGAGUCAUCCGUGCAGAGAAUGGUGAUCUCAUUGUCAUCUGAUAGAGCAGUUUGGGAUGCUGUGAUGAGCAAUGAGGUGGUGCGGGAGCUCAGGGAAUCUUUCUAUGCAGCUGAAGACAAUAGCUCCCAGAGUCCCGAUGAGGACGCCGAUGAUAAAAAUAAAGCAACAAACAUUGUGAAGUGGAUCUUCCAAAACACCAUGGCGAAAGUCAUGGAAGUAAUUGAGAAAAUUACAAAGGUCCUGGGUGACUUAAUUCAACCUCCAGGCAGUGAGAAGGUGAAUGCAGGAGCUAGCAAUCGCUUUGAGGAGAAGCUGAGAACAUCGUUUAUGCUCUCUGUUGUGGUCCUCUUGGUUGUGGUGGUUACUCGAAGCCACAAGGCUUGA
Prunus armeniaca (apricot) is the source of this 1068-nucleotide messenger RNA. NCBI's taxonomy places the organism in Eukaryota, Viridiplantae, Streptophyta, Magnoliopsida, Rosales, Rosaceae. The record is from the annotation of a GenBank genome assembly.